UCCUUGUCCGAAGGCUACUGUGGAUAUUUUUCUCAAACAGAUCUGUGUAUCUUCUUCUUCUUAAACCACUACGCUUAUGAUGAGGAGAUCUGAGUUAUAGAAGAAUCAUACCAAAGACUGGGAGAAAAAAGCUAAUGAAAAGAAUCUGAGAAGGAAAUUUCAUUUAUAAACCAUCUUCGCAGCCAUUGUUGUCCGACAGUGAGCUUGGACAGUUGACACCUGUAAUCCAAAUUCCUAUCACUGCAACAUACUCAGUCUUUUUUGGCCCUAUCGUCAUAGCUCUGCAACUGUUUCUCUUCAGAGAGAGAGAGUAGUGAAGGCUUAAUUACUAUCUUACUUGAAAAGCAUGAGAGUAGUGUUUCAAUGGAAGACGACGACGACAUUGAGACACAACAACAAACAAGCAGAAAGCUACAGAGACUCUCCUCCGACAAAACUGAAAUGAGGGACUGGAGCAAUCCAUCGUCUCGGAUCAUUAGGGUUUCACGAGCUACCGGUGGCAAAGACCGACACAGCAAAGUCUUAACAUCAAAAGGGUUAAGAGAUCGGAGGAUACGUCUCUCCGUCGCUACAGCGAUCCAGUUCUACGACCUCCAAGACCGUCUCGGGUUCGAUCAGCCGAGCAAAGCCGUUGAGUGGCUUAUCAACGCGGCUUCUGACUCAAUCUCCGAUUUGAAUCCGAUCGAUACGAACUUCGAACAGACGCUUUCGCUGUCUAAGUCGAGCACGUCUGAGAGCUCGUUGUUGUCUUUGUCGAGGACAGAGAGUCGUGGCAAAGCGAGGGAGAGAACAGCUAAAGACAAAGACUUGCAAAGCUCCUUCACUCAGCUUCUCACACGCGGUUUAGACGAACCGAACCGGAGUUGGACCGGUGGUGGUUCUUCUGAUUGUUUCAACCCGGUUCAGCUCAUACCGAGCUCCUUGAAUCAUCGUCAAGAGCCGUCGUUGAAUCAUAAUAAUAGUCAAAACCAAUACUCUUUUUUACCGAACUACAACGUUGGAAUCUCUUCUUCUGAUUCUCCCGGAGCAUCCGGUUGUUACAGUAGUAGGGGGACCCUUCAGUCCAAUUCACAACCACUCUUUCUCAACAACAACAGCAACAUUAAUCAAAGAUCGAUAUCUUCGUCUUCUUCUUCAUCGUCUCCAAAGGACAGUCAAAGCAUAUCAUUUUUCAUGGCUCCGCCUGUCAACCACCAUAGUCAUGAUCAGCUUCCAGAGGCUUUUGAUGGCCGGUUAUAUCUCUAUUACGGUGAAGGAAACCGGAACUCCGACGAUAAAGGAAAGGAGAUAAGAUAGUACAGCAAAAAUGUUUCAUUAAUUCCAUCUUGGGCUUUCAUCGUCUGUGUUUGUCUCCUCAUGUGUUCCAUGUUGGGUUCCCUUCUUACUCAGCAUUCACUUUGUUCCACUUGUUGUACUUUCUUGUUUCACCACGUAUUGUCACAAUUAAUUUAACCAAAUUGACUGAUUGUUGCUUUUUGAUGUAUCUGUUUGAUUCAAUAUCAUACUCCCUCCGUUUUUU
This is a messenger RNA of Brassica napus (rape), 1519 nucleotides long. RefSeq names its product transcription factor TCP24-like. Gene Ontology annotation, cellular component: nucleus. The transcript is spliced from 4 exons. Gene Ontology annotation, molecular function: sequence-specific DNA binding; DNA-binding transcription factor activity. Gene Ontology annotation, biological process: regulation of secondary shoot formation. The record is from RefSeq and is a predicted model, not a curated record. Lineage: Eukaryota; Viridiplantae; Streptophyta; Magnoliopsida; Brassicales; Brassicaceae. The coding region runs from base 364 to 1296 and encodes 310 amino acids.